AUGAGGUUUAUUAAAGACUUGGGUUUAGGAGAUAUCCUUGGAGGUUUAGGAGGAAAAGGAGGUGGAGGAGGUUUAGGAGAUAUCCUUGGAGGGUUAGGAGGAAAAGGAGGUGGAGGAGGUUUAGGAGAUAUCCUUGGAGGGUUAGGAGGAAAAGGAGGUGGAGGAGGUUUAGGAGAUAUCCUUGGAGGUUUAGGAGGAAAAGGAGGUGGAAAAGGAGGAAAUGGUGGUGGAGGCGGAAAAGAUGGUGGAAAUGGAAAAGAUGGUGGAGAUGGAAAAGAUGGUGGAAAUGGAAAAGAUGGUGGAGAUGGAAAAGAUGGUGGAAAUGGAAAAGAUGGUGGAGAUGGAAAAGGAAAAGGAGACGGCAGUGGAGGAGGUGGUUUCAAUUUCAAUUUCGGAGACUUAGGAGGUGGAAAAGGAAAAGGAAAAGGAGGCGGCGGCGGAAAAGGAGCAGGUAAAGGAGGCGCAGGUGGUGGAGGCGGUGGACAAGGAGCAGGUGCAUUCGCUGGAGGCUCAGGAGCAAGUGCAAGUGCAUUCGCUGGAGGUUCAGGAGGAGGUGGUGGUGGUGGAAGAGGAGCAGGUAAAGGAGGCCCAGGUGGAAAUGGUGGUGGAAGAGGAUUAGGUGGAGGCUCAGGAGGUUCAGGAGGUGCAUUCAGUGGAGGCUCAGGAGGAAAUGGAGGUGGAAGAGGAGCAGGCGGAUCCGGAGGCGGUGCCAGCGCAUCCAGUGGAAGCUCAGGUGGCGGUGCCAGCGCAUCCAGUGGAAGCUCAGGUGGCGGUGCCAGCGCAUCCAGUGGAAGCUCAAGUGGCGGAUUCAAUAGAGGCUCAGGAGGUGGAUCCGGCGGAAGAGGUGGAUUUGCAAAUGGUGGACGAGGUGGUUCGGCAUAUGGCAAUAAUGCCUAUAAUGGAGAUGAGGUCUUCUACUACUAUUAUGAUGAUGAAGACUACUACAACGGUGGAGGACCCUAUGUCCCAGCAGCAGCAGCGUCCUCUGGUGGAUCUUCUGGCUCAUUUUCAGGAGGAGGAUUAAGUAACUCAAAUGGUGGUGGAAUGUUUCCCGGACUAUUCCCUGGAGCCUUCGGCCCAGGAAGAGGAGCGCCCUCUAGUGGAUUCUCGGGCCCUGUUGCUUCAGCUGGAGGUUUCAAUGGCUUAGGGUCAGGAGCGUCAGCUGGAGGAGGCCCAGGAGCGUCAGCAUCAGCAGGUGGAGCAUUCCGUAAAUAGAGCUGUACGGACUGAUUUAACUCGAUUUCUCAGAAAAGGUGUCGGGUGAAAUGAAGCAUUUCUAUUUAUAAAGAAAUUUGUUCAAAAGUUACUUUUCUUUUUCAACUCUAUUUAAAACAAUGUGUUACUUUGUGUCGUGCGGAAGUGGGCAUUCUUUUUCAGAGAAUCCCCUACAUUCCUUUUCAUUUAUGAUGUGUUAAUAAAUUUGACUAUUCAUUGCA
Messenger RNA from Argiope bruennichi, 1436 nucleotides. RefSeq lists its product as uncharacterized. Bases 1 to 1215 code for a protein of 404 amino acids. NCBI's taxonomy places the organism in Eukaryota, Metazoa, Arthropoda, Arachnida, Araneae, Araneidae. The transcript is spliced from 38 exons. The record is from RefSeq and is a predicted model, not a curated record.